Molecule: messenger RNA, 967 nt
Organism: Salvelinus sp. IW2-2015
Lineage: Eukaryota; Metazoa; Chordata; Actinopteri; Salmoniformes; Salmonidae
Source: RefSeq, a predicted model, not a curated record
UUUCUGCUCUGACUCAUGGUUGAUACCUUAUAUCCCCAGACUCGUAAGGUGACCAGGAAACUGAUCUACAAGAGGGCUGAGAAGUACCAAAGGAAGUACAGGGAGAUGUACCUGCGUGAGAUCCGCAUGGGGCGGACAGCCCACAAGGUUGGGAACUUCUACGUCCCAGCUGAGCCCAAGCUGGCCUUCGUCAUCAGGAUCAGGGGGUACCCAACCUGGAAGUCUGGUUCGCGAGACCUGAUCUACAAAGCGUGGCCUGGCAGGAUUGCCCAAAGCAGCGGCCGCGCCUCACAAGAAACGCCCUCCUGGUCGCAAGGCCUGGAAGGGCUGAGAAGUACCACAAGGAGUACAGGGAGAUUGUACCGCAGUGAGAUCCGCAUGGGGCGGACAGCCCGCAGGUUGGGAAACUUCUACGUCCCAGUGGCCCAAGCUGGCCUUCGUCAUCAGGAUCAGGGGUAUCAACGGGUGUCAGUCCCAAGGUGCGCAAGUCCGGUCCAGCUCAUGCGUCUGCGUCAGAUCUUCAACGGUGUGUUCGUCAAACUGAACAAGGCUUCCAUCAACAUGCUGAGGAUCGCCGAGCCCUACAURGCUUGGGGGUACCCCAACCUGAAGUCUGUUCGUGAGCUGAUCUACAAGCGUGGCCAUGGCAGGAUGACCAAGCAGCGCAUCGCCCUCACAGACAACGCCUUGGUCGACAAGGCCCUGGGUAAAUACAGUAUCAUCUGUGUGGAGGACCUGAUCCAUGAGAUCUACACAGUCGGGAAGAACUUCAAGCCUGCCAACAACUUCCUGUGGCCCUUCAAACUGUCCUCACCCCGCGGCGGCAUGAACAAGAAGACCACUCACUUCGUGGAGGGAGGCGAUGCUGGAAACAGGGAAGACCAGAUCAACAGACUCGUCAGGAGGAUGAACUAGAGGUUUUUCCAAAGGAUGCUGUGGAGUCUGUACAAUAAACAUAAAAAGGAAC